Messenger RNA from Cloeon dipterum, 1792 nucleotides. Its product is annotated as spliceosome-associated protein CWC27 homolog. Gene Ontology annotation, biological process: protein folding; protein peptidyl-prolyl isomerization. Gene Ontology annotation, cellular component: catalytic step 2 spliceosome. Lineage: Eukaryota; Metazoa; Arthropoda; Insecta; Ephemeroptera; Baetidae. Gene Ontology annotation, molecular function: peptidyl-prolyl cis-trans isomerase activity. The record is from RefSeq and is a predicted model, not a curated record. The transcript has 8 exons. Bases 118 to 1560 code for a protein of 480 amino acids.
AAGUAGCCCACAUUCUUGCCUUCCUCUGCCGUGUCGGAUAAACAAACACAAAAACCAAAACACAAAAAGUUCAACUGCUUUAUUUCACAUUGGAGACAAUUUAAUAGAUAUUAAAAAAUGAGUAAUAUAUACAUCCAGGAACCUCCGACCUACGGAAAGGUUCUACUGAAAACCACCGUAGGGGACAUAGACAUCGAACUCUGGUCGAAAGAGGCGCCGAAAGCAUGCCGCAAUUUCGUGCAGCUGUGUAUGGAAGGCUACUACAACGGCACAAUCUUCCACCGGAUCGUCAAGGAGUUCAUCGCUCAGGGCGGUGAUCCAACGGGAACGGGCGAGGGUGGUGAGUCCAUCUGGGGCCAGCCGUUCAAAGAUGAGUUCCACUCGAGGCUGCGCUUCUGCCGGCGCGGCCUCGUGGCCAUGGCCAACUCCGGCAAGGACGACAAUGGCUCUCAGUUCUUCUUCACGCUGGGCCCGACCCAGGAAUUGCAGAGUAAACACACCAUUUUCGGCAAAGUCACAGGAGAAACUGUGUACAACAUGCUCAAGCUGGCCGAUGGAGAUGUAGAUCAGAAUGAGCGGCCAGAGUUUCCUCAGAAAAUCACUAAAACCGUAAUACUAAACAAUCCGUUUGAUGACAUUGUGCCCAGGGUGCAGGAAAAGUCGAAGAGGAGGAAAAAAGAGAAGAAAGCAGGAGUGAAGGAUUUCAAGCUGCUCUCGUUCGGUGAGCAGGCUGAGGAGGAUGAAAUGGAAACUGAGAGGGAAAACAAGAAGUUUUCUGGCAAGAGCAAAUCGACGCAUGACCUGCUAGACGAUCCAAAAUUGAGCUCGCAGCCUGCAGUUGAGACUAAAUCUGGGGCCGAGGAGAGCGAUUCUGAUUUGAGCGGGGACGAAGAAACCAAGGACAAUGACGAUCAAAACAAUGAAGGCUUGAACAAAAUCAGGAGUAAACUUGCUGGAAAAAAGAGUGCAGGGCCAUCAGCACCAAAAAAAGCAAAAGUUGAGGAUGAUGAGCCAGACGUGGAGUAUGUUUUAGGUCAAGAUGAGCGAGAGGCUCGGAAAAAGAAAGCAGAGGCUUUGAGAGAGGAAUACGAUGCUUUGAGGAAGAGCAUGAAGAAACCCAAAGAAAAGGUAGUUGAGUCUGACGAAGGAGAAACGGAAAGCCAAGUAGUGAAAGAAUACAAAAAAGAAAAGGAAGAAUUUGAAUCUAAAAAGAAACAACUGCCUAAAAAAGGCCAUGACAGGGAGGCAUUUACCAUGGCUCUACUUUCAAAGUUUCAAAAGAAAUUGGGCCAAGUGAAAGAGACUGUAAACAGUGACGACGAGGAACAACAGCAGUCCGCACAGCCUACAAACGAGCCAGAUGUUGCUGAUUCUGAUUUUGGAAAAGAUGACGGACAGUGGAUGUCGCGAAAACUCCAGUUCCAACAGCUGGCUCCAAUUCUUGCUAAGGAUGCAAGCGCUAAAGAUGAUAAAGCUUCAGAUUGGUAUGACAUAAAUGACCCAAGGAAUCCAAUAAACCAGCGCAGGAGAGAAGGCCACAAGCAGUCAAGAAGCAAGUAAGAGGAGGCUGACAGUUUUGAUUCUGCAGGUACUGCAGAAAGCGUCCCAAAUUUUAUUUUAAUUAUUUAAGAGAUCUGUAAGUUAUUCUGCAGUGGUUCUCACGUCAUAGCAAUCCCCUAAAUCUGAUAUAAAAUAUUCUCUGUGUUAAAUUGAAGCUGCUUAUCAUCGGUUGAAAUUUUUGUCUGUUAUAAACUUGUUUUCGACGCGAUAAUUAAACUAAAUACAUUCAAAA